Molecule: messenger RNA, 3433 nt
Organism: Achroia grisella
Lineage: Eukaryota; Metazoa; Arthropoda; Insecta; Lepidoptera; Pyralidae
Gene: Suv3
Product: ATP-dependent RNA helicase SUV3 homolog, mitochondrial
Exons: 19
Biological process (GO): RNA catabolic process; mitochondrial RNA 3'-end processing
Cellular component (GO): mitochondrial degradosome
Molecular function (GO): hydrolase activity, acting on acid anhydrides; RNA helicase activity; ATP binding
Source: RefSeq, a predicted model, not a curated record
UUUAAGGGCAAAUUGCAAUGAAAUGCAAUGUGAAGUAAAAUUUCAGUUUCCUUUAUUUACAAUUUUUCAAAAUGUAUAAAGGAUUUACACGAAUAUUCACUAACACUGAACGUUUACAAAAUUGUGUUUCUCCUUUUCUUAGAAAUAACGUUCUGUGUGCCCGUAAAAAUGAAUUAGGUGGUAUAGGUUAUAUUUUUAUGAGAACCAAGAAACAUGAUCGAGGGAAUCCGUCUGCCCUUUUUACUCCAGUACCCGUUAAGCCGAAUCCUGAUGACAUAAAUAUAGGAGAAGAAUUUACAGGCCGUUUGAAGAAGCAGGACUUGCUAAAGAUUUUAAACAGAUUUUACCAGAAACCGGAGAUACGUGUAUUGGCAUCUGAUAACGGAUUAGACGACCAGUUGUUACAUCAGGCAUUUUUGUCCUUUAGAAGACAUUGUUUAGAACACGAUUUGCCCCCAGAUUUACAUAUAACUAUUAGCGAUAUUUUACAAGGUGCUGGACAUGUUGACGACUUGUUUCCAUAUUUUCUCCGUCAUGCAAGAUUAGCAUUCCCUCAUUUAGAUUGUUUGGAUGACUUAAAGAAAAUAUCAGAUUUAAGAACACCAGCCAAUUGGUAUACUCAGGCUCGUAGUAUGAACAGAAAAAUUAUAUUCCAUGCAGGGCCUACAAAUUCUGGAAAAACAUACCAUGCUAUGGAAAGGUUUUUAACUGCCAAAUCAGGAGUUUAUUGUGGCCCUUUGAAAUUAUUAGCAACUGAAAUUUAUCAUAAAUCGAAUAAAAAGGGUACCCCAUGUGAUCUAAUCACAGGAGAGGAGAGAAGGCAUGCAUCUCAAUAUAAUAUGAUUGACAAUUUAGAAGAUACAAACAAUAUACAUGAGAAUGAUGAGAAUAAAUCUUUAAUUCAGGAUGAAUCUGAAUUAACACCGUCUAGUCACACUGCCUGUACAGUUGAAAUGACAUCACUCAAUCAUAUUUAUGAGGUUGCUAUUAUAGAUGAAAUUCAAAUGAUUGGUGACAGAGGCAGAGGGUGGGCUUGGACAAGAGCUAUAUUAGGUCUUCAAGCGGAAGAAAUUCAUUUAUGUGGUGAAGCUGGAGCUAUAAACCUUGUAGAAGAAAUUUGUAACACCACAGGCGUAGAAAUGGAGGUAAAAACAUACAAAAGACUGACGCAACUGAAAGUUGAAGAUUCUGCACUUGGUUCCCUAGAUAAUGUAAAGCCCGGAGAUUGUAUAGUUUGUUUUAAUAAAAAUGACAUUUACAGUGUAAGUCGAGCUAUAGAACAGAGGGGUCACGAAGUAGCUGUUAUAUAUGGUAGUUUACCGCCUGGAACUAAAUUAGCACAGGCCAAUAAGUUUAAUGACCCUGAAAGUUCCUGCAAAGUGAUGGUUGCUACAGAUGCCAUUGGUCUUGGUAUUAAUUUGAGCAUCCGCAGAGUAAUUUUCUACUCAUUGAUUAAACCUAUAGUUAAUGAGGAUGGUGACAAAGAAAUGGAUGUCAUUAGUAUAUCGCAAGCUUUACAAAUUGCAGGUCGAGCGGGCCGAUACGGCAGCGCUUGGGAGACUGGCUAUGUUACAACCUUUAAAUCUGAAGAUCUGGCAACCCUCAAGACAUUGCUGUCAAAAUCACCUGACCCUGUGUUACAAGCUGGUUUGCAUCCCACAGCAGAACAAAUGGAGUUGUAUGCAUACCAUUUGCCACACGCUAGUCUUAGUAGCCUUAUGGAUAUAUUUGUUCACUUAUGCACAGUGGAUGACUCGCUAUACUUCAUGUGUAAUACCGAAGCAUUCAAAUUUCUGGCCGAGAUGAUUCAGCACGUGCCGUUGCCGUUGCGGGCCCGUUACGUAUUCUGUUGCGCACCCAUCAAUAACAAGCUGCCGUUCGUUUGCGCGACCUUCCUUAAGAUGGUGCGACAGUACAGUCGUAACGAGCCAAUCACUAAGAAUUGGAUAAGUAACGCGGUGGAGUGGCCGAUGCCUGCGCCGAAGACUAUCAUGGAUCUGGUACAUCUCGAGUCAGUGUUCGACGUGCUCGAGUUGUAUUUGUGGUUGAGUUACCGGUUUUCGGAUAUGUUCCCGGAUAUAAAGUUGGUGCGCGAUAUGGAGACUGAAUUAGAUGCUAUCAUUCAACAAGGAAUAUUCCAAAUAACCAGGUUAUUGCGUAAUUCAGAACAAGCAUUCCGAGAAGAUCCCGAUACUGCAGAGUCAAGUGUGAAUAAGAAGACUCUAAAAUAUAUGCAGACCAGAGGUGAUGACUCUAAGGGCAAAUUGUCCGAAAUGCUCGUUGCCAGGGGCUUAAUAACACCACAAAUGUUGAAGAAAUUACAACAAGAACUGUCCACGGACACAAAAGCAGACAGAAGUAAAAAGAAAAUCAAUAGAAAUAGAAGGAAAUGAUAUAAAUAGUGUAAAUUAUCAUACAGGGUAUUCGAUGUGGAUGGUGUAGAAACUAUACUUGCAUUAGAAAACGAGAAGGUUAAUAUUGAAUGCAAGACCAAUGUGCCCAUAUCGUAUUGUGGAUUUGUGCAUCCUAGUGGUACAAGAUAUUCCUUUAAAGGCGCUGAACUUCAAUUGGGACGUUGCUCAACUAAAAUAAGUGUAACUAAUAAAGAUAUUGGCGAAUGGAAAUGUCAUAUAGGCAAAACAGCCAUUGGCGUGGAAAUGACGAAGAAGAUAUUAGUAAGAAUAGUGAACCGAGUGGCCGCCAUAAAGCAAAAUAUAACAGUGUUCCACGGAAGAGAAGUAACCUUGCAAUGUGCUACAACUGAGGGAAUGAGAUCAUUGGUAUAUUGCCGCUUCGAGCCUCCGAAUGGGGUUGCCUUCAGUAUUAAUUCAGCUGUUAAUAUUUCUAAUGCAAUUCUGGGUAAAUAUUACUAUCCACUAAACAGAAGUAUCGACCGUGGAGACUGCGCAGUAACUAUACGAAAAGUGAAGUAUGAGGAUGUGGGUCCGUGGACCUGUGGAGCCGGGCUUGACGAUGGCAAAGAGUACAUUGACACCAUCACGCUCGAGGUGAAAGGACUGUAUACACUGUCAACAGCAUCGGUGACUGGCAUCGUAUUUGGAGCUGUAGUGAUCGCCGUGAUUCUCUGCUUGCUUGGAAUCCUCGCGUGGAAGAAGAGGAGGUUCUUGGGCAGCCCUCCCCGCGAAGAGUCGAUUGAGGUGCAGGAGAUUGGCUCGAGACGGGUGUCCCCGCAGAGAACACCGCAACGGUCUCCGCAGUCGGUACAGAGAUUACCUCGUGUUACUGUCCAGUCACCUUCUGAGCCUGCGUCGUCACCGUCACAGGAUUAAAAAGUAUUCAAAUACCUGAAGUAUAGUGUAAAUACAACCACAGUAUAUGAACCCACUGAAUAAUUGACUUAUUGAAUGUUGUGUGGUUUUUUAAUUAAUGUAUGUAUAUUAUUAUGUUUUAAUUUAGAUAAAUGGAGCUUAUA